Meloidogyne enterolobii is the source of this 717-nucleotide messenger RNA. The record is from the annotation of a GenBank genome assembly. Lineage: Eukaryota; Metazoa; Nematoda; Chromadorea; Rhabditida; Meloidogynidae.
AUGGGAAAUAAUUAUAAAGAAAAAAUAAAAGAAUUUUUUAAUUAUUUUAAAAGGACAUGUGAAUCAACAGCUACAGAUCUUUGGUGUAUGGUUGUACAUUCUUGUUUUGUUGAAGAUGGAUCUGGAACUGAAUUUCAAAUUCUUACAGAUGAAGGAUGUGCAAUUGAUAGAUAUUUAUUAGAUAAUUUGGAAUAUGGACCAGGUCCAUUACAAGCACAAAAAGAAGCACACGCUUUUAAGUUUGCUGAUCGUGUUGUUGUAAACUUCCAAUGUUCAAUUAGAUUAGACAUUCGGGAUGGGGAAUGCCCGGUAAAUUUAUUUUAAAAUUAAUAAAACAAUUAUUUUUUUAAAUUUUUGAUACCAAAAUGUCAAGAUCUAUCAAAACAAAAACCUCGACUAACAAGAUCAUUAACAAAUGAAUUAUCAGCAGCUACUAACGAAAAUGAAGGUUUUGCACAAAUUGAUGUACGUGCACAAGAAGUUGAUGUUUUAGACCCAGAAAUUGGUUAUGGACUAGAACGUUCCUUCUCUAACAACAAAAAUGGAAAUCAAGAAUUGAGACGGAUAGAUUUAUUAAAUCAAAGAAAGUUUACAUCCCCAACUCGCUGUGUGCCAAUUGAAGAUUUGGCAUUCCCAGCAAGUUUAUGUGCUGGACUUUUAUUAGUAAUGCUUUUGGUUGUUACUUGUAUGUCUAUUGAACGCCGACAACUUAGGCAA